AUGGCCAGCCCUGCCAUAAAAAGAAAAUCGGAGCAUCUCUCCACCCCUGACUCGAAAAAACCCAAAGGUGGAAGCAUCACUGCAUUCUUUGGAGCUCCAAAGCCGAAACCCCCGAACAAUCAAUCAACUUCAGCACCGACCCCACGUCCAAGCAGCUUUGAUAAGGAAAAAUGGGUUGCUUCCCUGACGCCAGAACAAAAGGAACUCUUGCAGUUGGAAAUCGAUACCUUGGAUGAGAGCUGGCUCGCUCACUUGAAGGAUGAAGUGGUCAGCACUGAAUUCUUGAACUUGAAGCGCUUCCUAAAAAAGGAGAAAGAUUCCAAAGUUAAGGUCUUUCCACCAGAGGAGGAUGUCUAUUCUUGGUCCCGAUACACACCACUGCACAACGUCAAAGUGGUCAUCAUUGGGCAGGAUCCGUAUCACAAUCACAACCAAGCUCAUGGGCUAUGUUUCUCCGUCCGUACCCCUGUGCGAGCCCCGCCAUCAUUGCUCAAUAUCUACAAGGGUAUCAAGAUCGACUAUCCCGACUUCGAAUCACCGCCCGAUAAGGGAGGGCUACUCAUACCUUGGGCGGAGCGUGGCAUCCUGAUGCUCAACACUUGCCUUACUGUUCGUGCCCACCAGGCCAACAGUCAUUCCAACAAGGGCUGGGAGAAAUUCACACAGAAGGUUAUCGAUCUCGUUGCUCGGGUACGAACCAACGGCGUCGUCUUCCUUGCUUGGGGCCGGCCUGCCGGAACCAGAGUGGCAAAAAUCAACAAAGAGAAGCAUUGCAUCUUACAAUCCGUGCACCCCAGUCCUCUGAGUGCGCAUAAUGGCUUUUUCAAAAAUGGACACUUCAGGAAGUGCAAUGAUUGGCUUGCUUCACGGUACGGACAAGACGAAAUCAUUGAUUGGAGCUUAGUGCCGUCCAAAAAACCCCUGUUGGCUCCUUGCGUUUCUGAUAAGGAAGAUUCGACCGCUUUGGUCAACAACGUGCCAGUUGAGCCUCAAUCUGCGAAGGUUGAAGAUGCCAAAGUCCAGCCUGGGGAGUUUGAUGAGUUUGAUGAUGAUGACGCUGUUGAAGCCCUGGUAGCAGCUGAAGCAGCGAAAGCUUCUUCAAAUCCAGUUUAG
This is a messenger RNA of Penicillium concentricum, 1113 nucleotides long. RefSeq names its product uracil-DNA glycosylase. The transcript has 3 exons. Bases 1 to 1113 code for a protein of 370 amino acids. Gene Ontology annotation, cellular component: nucleus; mitochondrion. Gene Ontology annotation, biological process: base-excision repair, AP site formation via deaminated base removal; base-excision repair. The record is from RefSeq and is a predicted model, not a curated record. Lineage: Eukaryota; Fungi; Ascomycota; Eurotiomycetes; Eurotiales; Aspergillaceae. Gene Ontology annotation, molecular function: uracil DNA N-glycosylase activity.